Messenger RNA from Siniperca chuatsi (mandarin fish), 1555 nucleotides. RefSeq lists its product as uncharacterized. NCBI's taxonomy places the organism in Eukaryota, Metazoa, Chordata, Actinopteri, Centrarchiformes, Sinipercidae. Bases 306 to 842 code for a protein of 178 amino acids. The record is from RefSeq and is a predicted model, not a curated record. The transcript is spliced from 11 exons.
CCCUGAACUGUGAGGACGUCAGGAAACUCCACAAAGACGCAUAGUGUGUGUCUGUGUGUUGUAUUUCUGCCACUGUGAGGACCACUUUGAGAUUUACACAAGCUAAGGACAUUUCUAUACAAUGAGACAUCUCUAUAAGUCUCUGGGCCGUCCUCUGUCCCGCUGACAUUUAGGCAGAUAUAUAAACCGCCGUGCCAGACGCUCAGAGCCAGAAGACUCCUGCAGUGCAAUACUGAAGUACUGUAACACUCACCUGUCUGCCUACCUGUCACACUGAUCCAGGGACCGUCUGACCUCACAGCAUCAUGCUCACUAGGAACGUUGUUCUUCUGUUCUCUCUGUUCGUCCUGCUGGUGGAGGGAGACCUCGACUCCAACGAUGCUGGAAUACAAGCCAUGUCGACAGAUAAAGACUCCACCUCUGAUGAAGCCCCCACAGAGAGUAUGAACGCCGUCUCUCCUGAUCAGCCCGAUGAAUCCCAGUAUUAUGGAGGAGGACCUUCAGAUACCAGCAGCUCCAGUUCAGAGACUGCAGAGGCUCCACCAGCCAAUCAGGUGACAGCACCUGAACCUGCUGCAGCUGCUGCAAACAGUGUGGAGGAAGAAGAUGAGGAUGAGAGCUCCGACUCUGAAGAAGGAGGAAAGAAAAAGUUCAGCUCUCGCUCAGCCAAACCUCAGAGCCCUUCCUUCCCACCACAGAGCCCCGCCCAUGUUAUCCAAAGCCCCGCCCACACCCCUCAGAGCCCCGCCCUUCCUCCCCAGCCAAUCAUUCCUCAGCCGAAAGCUCUGGUGAGAAACCGAACGUCCAAGAGACGAUCCAGGACCAACCGGCGUCAGAUAUAAGACAUCAACGCACACAGUAACACACAAAGUAACACACACGUAGGUAUAAAAACAGUCACACAUGUGAACACAUAAACUCAGAUAAACACAUAUCAGGUUCAUGUUCACCUUCAGUCUGAAAAACUCCACUCUGCAGACACACCGAGCCAUCUGAUUGGUCGUCUGAUUGGUCGACCAGAAUGAUUACAGGUGUCCAGGAUCCAGGGGCUGUAUUCGAACUAAGUUUAUUUGUGCAGCGUGUUUGGACACAAUUACUCCUCUAAAAAAAGAAAAUAAUCUUCAGGAGAUAAAAGUCACUUUAUUUUAAUCACAGCUGUGAGAAAAAACUAAUGAAUUAAUUAUCUGAACUGUUUGUGAGUUUGUGUUUGAUUUUUUGGUCAAAGUUGUGACAAACAGGUUCAUCAGAUGACUUAGAGAAAUAAACUAAAAUGUUUUCUGACUCAAAGUUCACACUGAUUUAAUUAUUUUCAGUCAGUUUCUCAGUCUGUCAGUUGGGAGCCACUUUGUCCCCUGAUAUGUUAAUUAAUUGGGCCCCUGGACUCCCUGCAGACAUUACUGUGUUAAAUCAGCUCAGUUUAUAUGCUGUUAUAUGUUUUUUACUUUCAUUCAUUCAUAAAUUCAUAACUAUAAACAAACACAUUUAAACAACAUGAUGUUCACAUGUUCUGUUUGUUACUUUUGUCAUAUUUGAAUAAAGUUUAACUGAACAUGAA